Colias croceus (clouded yellow) is the source of this 4980-nucleotide messenger RNA. RefSeq names its product prominin-like protein. The transcript has 18 exons. The coding region runs from base 317 to 2890 and encodes 857 amino acids. Gene Ontology annotation, cellular component: membrane. The record is from RefSeq and is a predicted model, not a curated record. NCBI's taxonomy places the organism in Eukaryota, Metazoa, Arthropoda, Insecta, Lepidoptera, Pieridae.
CGUUCGCGUCGGGCGUGUUGUGUUUUGGUUGGAAUGGCAUAUAUUGUAACAAAAGAUUUUUUGUUAAAUAUGUAAAUCUUAACAUAAAACGUGCGUAGAAUAAGAUAAAGACUCUUUAUAUUCAAGUGCCUGUUUUGUCUUUCUUAUAUUUGGAACGUUUCUCUUACGACUUCUUAUCGACCCGAAUCUGUGUUUAUUUAUAUAUUUUAUAGUGCGGGUAUAUUUGUGUGUUUGUUUUGCAAACAAAUAGUUUAUCUCGUGCAAAAAUCUCUUAACUGCCUUACUUUGUGAUAAUGAAUCUUUGAGAAGAAGAAAAAUGAGUGGGUGCGCCGGCAAAAUGUGGUGUGCAGUAUUGUUUUGUGCCUUGGUUGGUGGUGUAGCGGGGCAGUCGUGGUUAACAAACAUAACUGAUAAUCUUCGAGAUGGGCUCUCCAGGGUGCUGGAGACGUCUGUUGUUAAUUACUCGACGCCUGUGAUCAACGCAACUUAUGUGGCGAAGGUGGAAUUCGACAUGCGCGCUAUGGGACACCUUUAUAACUCGAGUCAUAUUAUCCUUGAUAUAAUAUCUCGAAAACAGGCGUACCCAGAAGGCAUCGUCUCCGUCACCGAUGGCCACAUCAACAUCGCGAAGAUCCAGGAUAAGUGGAAGCCGCUGCUAGCGCAUUACGCAGGACCAGUCUCUGUUAUCGUUGUAGUGGUGCUGUUAAUCGCGAUACUACCGCUUACUGGGUUGUUUUGGUGCUGCUGUCAAUGGUGCAAGUCUGGUCACAGGAGGAGGCCGUUCGAUAGAAAAUACGAUGCGUGUCUCAAAGGAAUAUUGGCUAUCGUGCUCAUUGCAUUCCUUACGCUAUUCCUAUUCGGAGUGGUAGGCGCUUUCGCUACAGACUCCCAGAUGGACACAGGUGGCUCAAACGUAGUGGACACGGUGCAGGCGAGCGUGCGUGAUGCGCAAGAGUUCCUGAACGCGACACAGGCGCACUCACGGCAUUUACUAGUCACUAACUACCAAGAGCUCGAGGUGGAGCUGAAUGAAAUGUUAACAAGUAGCGGUCAAACAGUGCUCCGUGUGCUAGAUGACUUUACGAGUGCCACAUCGGUUCAGAAGUUGAAUGGAAUGGUGCAGCAAUUAGAUAGAGUGCCGGAUGACCUGCGGGCGGUGCAGAAAUCUACUGCGGCGUUGAGGAGCAAGGCGGAGGAUUUGGAUUCUGGUUUGCGUCAGGUUAAAGCCUUCUUGUACAAAACCCUGUCGGAUUGUCACGAAAAGGAGUGCGUAAAGUUACAAGAAAAACACAAGAUUGGACAAUUGGGAACAGAAAUUCAGUACAAUUUGAUGCUUGACAAAUAUUUCCCUACGAUUCCCGACGUAUCCGAGCUCCUCUCAAACGUGACACAACUACUCGAGAGUAACAUCAAAGACGACGUCGCCGCGGGCCUCGAAGUGUUCAACGGUAUCAAGAAGACCGUCGACCAGCACAUACCGCGCGUGCAGGAAGCUAUCACUGAGACUGGUCGCAAACUCGCAUCAGUAGCUGACGAUAUAACGUACAAGGCGGGCAACCUGAGCGAGCAGCUGGGCCGCUCGAAGUCCCAAACUGAACGUCUGCGGCGCGGCUACUCGCGCGUCGGCCCCUACCGCCGGUACGCGAGCGGGGCCGCCGCCGCGCUGCUGCUGCUGAUAGUGCUAGUGAUGUCGUGGGGCCUGCUGUGCGGUGUGUGCGGCAAGCGGCCCGAUGUGUAUGGAGCUAGUGAUUGCUGCAAUAAGGGCACUGGAGCGUCUUGUUUGCUGUGUGGAAUUGCGCUAACUCUGUUCGUGGGAGGUGUUAUUGCAUUGAUGAUUCUCAUCUACUUCGUAGUGGGCGUGGCCGCGCAGAGAUUUGUCUGCGAUCCGCUUACUGAACCACGUGAAAACCGCGCAUUUGAAGAUAUAGAGAAAUUCGUAGACCUCGAGUACAUGAUGUUCAACGAGCGACAGGAUCCGAGCUUCAACAUGACCUCUAUUUUAGUUGAUUGCCACCAGAAUAAGACAGUUUACGAGGUGUUCCACCUGCACCGAGUCCACGAUCUAGAAGCGGUUAAAAAGGAAGUGGAAGGGCAGUUAAGUCGCCGCGUGUCUUCGCUUCGAACGGACUACCCUCCACGUGGUCGGCCAUUGCGCAUACUGAAACCGGCAGCAAGGGAGAAGUUAGAUAAGUUAGCUGAAACUGGCCUGUCGGACUUCAACUUUGAUAAGAUUCUGGAAGCGCUGGAGACGAAUAUGACUUCCCUACCUCUAGAGACCCUAUCAGCACAACUUCAAAGUACAGCUCGAGCACUAUCUAGUAGAGCUGGUUAUGCAGAAGUAGCGAGGAAUUUACGUCAAGCUGCGGAAAACCUGGAUAGAUUGCAGAGGGACAUAGUGGUGCCCAUGAUUGAGCAUACGCAUCAGCUUAAUAAAACUGCAACGGAACUACGCGACGUGUUACGCUUCAAUCAGUCUUCGUUGAAGGAGGCUAUCCAAUACCGCAUCAGGGACACCACAGAAGUGGAAUUGUUCCUCAACACACAGGGUCCUGACCUCGUACAGAAUUUGACGCGUGAGUUCGCCGAGGUGGUUGGCGAGCGUCUCCAAGAGUACCUGUCGCGCGUGGUGCACGCAGCGCGCUCGCACGUGGGGCGCUGCGGGCCGCUGUCCAACGCGUUCAACGCCACGCGCGACUCCGCCUGCCGCGCCGUGCUGAUGCCCGCGAACGGGUACUGGAUCUCGCUGGCGUGGUGCGUGGUGCUGUUCGUGCCGCUGGCGGUGCUGGCGCAGCGCCUCGCGCGGCUCUACCGCCACCCGGACCCCUACCCGGGGCCGCUCGUUGAGGCCGAGUACGAGCCGAUGUGCCGUAGUCGCGGCUGGUGGCGGUGACGCGGCGCCAACUCGGGUAACACUAUACAUACCACCUCAAUACGCCAUACCAUACUCGAUACAGUACGUUUUACCUGACAAUAUUUAGAUCGAUGAGUGAAAAGAGGGAAAAAGAAACUUAUCUGCCUCGAAGGACCAAUUUGAAAGUUACUUUAUAAUAAAAUGGUAAAUCCGGCUCGAAGGACCAAUUUUCAAGUAAAUUACAUUCUUUUUAAACCGGCUUGAGGGACCAGAUUAUGCUUUGAAAUGUAUUCAUAAGAUAAAUAUUGUCAAGUAAAUAAGAAUGACUGUUGUAGAUCGUGAUGUGCGCUCUUUGACCCUACAGUGGCUUGCAUUCUCCCCUAGUUACCCAAUGGCUCAUUGGAAAUAAUACGAUUAACCAUAACUAAAUAUACAUAACUUUGGACACGGCUCUAUUGAAUUAGGUAGCAUAGAAACGAUGUAGGUUUUUAGUAUCAGUUUAGUUAAAUCCACGUGUCAUGCCUGAUUAAAAAGAAAGGAAUAGUUAUCCUCGAAUGCCUUUGAUUUGACUAGAGUUAGACUAGUUCCACAGACCUAAUGCAUGUGUUCCAAUGAGCCAAAGUGUAAUGUAUCGACAUGGUCGUCUCGUUGUUGUGAUGAGGUCCCCAGUAUAUAGACGUAUGGGCAUGUAACGCUACCUACAUUGCUUACGAUCCAUACAUUUUUGGCGGGUUUCCAUUGCGGGUAUCAUACGUCAGCCGCAAUGCAUCUGUUGCAUUUGUAAAUAAUCAUGAUAGUGGUAGAUGUGCCCUUGGUAUGGAUAUGUUUGUUUACCUUUAUUUUCCUUUUUUCAAUUCAUUCAUGAAAACACAAAUUUUAUUUCACAAAUUAACGUUAAAGACAUCAUUUGUAGAAAAAAGAAGAACUUAACCAUAUAACUUAGAUAUCUAUACAAUUUUUUAUGUUUUAUAUAUUUUUAAUAGUAAUUAAAAUAAGAAUAUUCUGUGAAUUUUUUCUGAAGGUUUAACAAUUGUUAUAUAAUCCAAUUUAUUGUGUCGUCCGAUUGGUUCACUCGCUAUGGAACUUAGUGAAUUCAAAUACAAGAGGUACCUAUUCUUAUUAUAGGCCAAAUUAAAUAUGACCUUUUACUAUUAUUGAACAAAUGGAACAUUGUUCCCUCGAUUAUUCUAAGUGUAACAAAUUACACUUACAACUGGCGCAGGACGCACUGGUAGUCGUCGGCUUAGGUUUAGCGUGCUUAGUAUAAAAAUAAAGCUUUGAGUAACGAUCUAUGAGUUCGCAUAGCGCGUGUCGACGCCCUGUCAGCCUUGUCUGUUUGUUGCAGCGAGUAUUUGUAUGACGCGUACGCGGACCGCGAUAACGUACCCCUUGCCAAGUAAGUGCCCUACACUAGCGACAUGCGACGUGGUUUUAGAGCUUCACGAUGACGAAUAGAACUUUCUAGUAAGAUGUUGAUGUUCAUAACCUUAGAAUUAAAGAAAAUAUGUUUGGAACGUCCUCGUGAAGCCUUAAACCAUAAUAAGCCCUUCACAUACCUCUGCUCCCUUGCCUUUUGCGCAUGCGCUAAUAUAACAUCCGCUUCGUAAGGUGCGCUCUCGACUUGUGAAAUGCGUAUCAAUUAUACUCUUGGAAUGACAUCGGGCGCGCACUUUAGUUAUUUAAUUUUCUUCUAAUCUGGUGUUUUGGCAAUUGGGUUUUUAAUGCACGUGUGAGUGAAUUUUGAAUUAAAUCGCAACAUACUGGAGGAGGGCUAUCUAAGAGAAAAAAUGUAAUCGACUAAUUGUAUAGAAAUGAAAUUGUAACUUGCAUGAUACAAUGGUUUACAAGGAAAACAUGCAUGUUAGCAAUCCCGCACGGCGACCAAAUAAAUACCCGAUUAUGUUACGUUCGAUUAUGUUGUUUUAUUUUUAUUUCGGUUAGGGACAUUCAUACAACGCAUAGCCGUCAUCGCUUAGCUAUGAUCGAUGGCCGAUGAUAAAGUCGCGCAUAGUGCAUAUGCGCGGUUUUGAUUGAUGUUUGUGUGGGCGGGGCGUGCGCAGAGGGUCGAAGCGUAGCACGCUGGACAUCGAGGGGAAGAUCGCGGAGUGGCGCGGGCGGAACCGCGCGGC